Molecule: messenger RNA, 657 nt
Organism: Penicillium olsonii
Lineage: Eukaryota; Fungi; Ascomycota; Eurotiomycetes; Eurotiales; Aspergillaceae
Source: the annotation of a GenBank genome assembly
AUGGGUGGCUUUGCUACGACGCUUUUGACUCUAUCACUCGCCAUGAUGGAAUUCCGCGGUGUUUCCGUCCAAACUGUCUUCAUUGGGAACUUCUGCUUCAUUGGUUGCGUUGCACUACUUGUUUCAGCGCAAUGGGAGGUGGUGAGAGGGAACACAUUUGGCUAUACGGUGUUUAGUGCGUUCGGUCUCUUUUACGGUGGUUAUGGUGCUAUCCUGCUACCGACACUUGGCAUAUCUGAUUCCUACGGGGGCAAAACGAGCGAAUACUAUAAUGCGAUGGGAUUCUUUGUUCUGAGUAGGUUCAUAGCAUUCGAGACAUACCAUGAUCACUCAUCUCGCAAUACAGUUUGGACCGUACUCAACACAAUCUUCCUUGUUGCGAGUUUUUCAAGAAACAUGGUCUACUUUGGAACGUUUCUCGCUAUCGAAAUAUGCUUUGGCCUCGAUGCCACAGCAAAUUUUAUUCGAGCGGACGGAGAUAUUGUCACGAGUGCGAUGAUCAUGAAAAUAGGCGGCGUAUUUGGAUUUAUUGCUGGGCUGCUUGGCUUCUAUAUCACGGCCCACGAUCUCUGCCAUGACAGUUUGCCUUUUCGUCUUCCAAUGGGUGAUGUAACGUCUUUGGCGAAGGCAGAAAGACAUAUCGCAGAGGAAGCUUAG